This is a messenger RNA of Prunus armeniaca (apricot), 270 nucleotides long. NCBI's taxonomy places the organism in Eukaryota, Viridiplantae, Streptophyta, Magnoliopsida, Rosales, Rosaceae. The record is from the annotation of a GenBank genome assembly.
AUGAACCCCAAGAAGUGCGUCUUUGGGGUUCAAGCUGGCAAUUUCUUGGGUUUCUUGAUUCAUCAAAGAGGCAUGGAGAUUGACAAGAACAAAGCGAAGUCUAUCAUAGAAGCUUUGUCCCCUCAGAACAAGAAAGAAUUGCAAAGUCUUUUAGGGAAGAUCAACUUUCUCAGAAGAUUCAUAUCCAAUUCUGCCAAGAAAACCCAACCUUUCUCUUCCUUGCUAAAGCUGAAACAAGAACAUGCAUUUAGAUGGGAAGAACAACACUAA